Molecule: messenger RNA, 2410 nt
Organism: Fukomys damarensis (Damara mole-rat)
Lineage: Eukaryota; Metazoa; Chordata; Mammalia; Rodentia; Bathyergidae
Product: disintegrin and metalloproteinase domain-containing protein 2
Exons: 21
Coding region: 1-2310 (769 amino acids)
Biological process (GO): cell adhesion; proteolysis; binding of sperm to zona pellucida
Cellular component (GO): plasma membrane
Molecular function (GO): metalloendopeptidase activity
Source: RefSeq, a predicted model, not a curated record
AUGGCGGGGACGGGCAUGGGCAUGGGCAUGUGGGUGGUCAUGGGUAUAGUCAUGGGUGAGGGCGAGGGCCUUGGGGGUCAGGAUCUGGGGCCGGGCAUGAUUCCCAAAGUACUAGAGCCGAAAUAUUCGGGCAUGGGGACCAAGGCAGCUCGUGAAGCCAGUCUGAAUGACAAGACCAUAGAUUCGGAGAGACUACGCGUGCAGAUUACAGUUCCUGAGAAGCUGCGCUCAGUAACCAGCGAAGGCUUGGAGACGGAAGUGUCCUACAAAAUUGCAAUUGAAGGGACAACAUAUAUUGUGAACCUGACACAAAAAACUUUUCUACCUCAUAAUUUUGAAGUUUAUGGCUAUGAUGAAGCAGGAAUUAUGAAACCUUUAGACGAAGAGGUUCAGAAUUUUUGCUACUACCGAGGAGAUAUUGAAGGCUAUGCAAACUCUUUGGUGAUCAUUACCACGUGUACUGGACUCAGGGGCUUACUGCAGUUUGAAAAUGUUAGUUAUGCGAUUGAACCCCUGGAGUCUUCUGUUGGUUUUGAACAUGUGCUUUAUCAAGUAAAACAGGAAAAUAAAGAUGUCUCUCUCUACGCUUCGAAAAAUACCAGUUUUAAUAUGACCUAUAAAAUAAAAAGUGUAAAGCCAUCAGCAGAAUUCUAUCAGUACAUAGAAAUGCAUCUUAUAAUUGAAAAAGAUUUGUAUAAGUAUAUGGGUUCUGAUACAGCUGUUGUCACUCAGAAAAUUUUCCAGAUGGUUGGACUGAUGAACGCUUUUUUCAGUUCCUUUAAUCUUACAGUAAUUCUGGCCUCACUGGAACUUUGGACAGAUGAGAACAAAAUUCCAACCACUGGAGAUGUCAAUGAGUUAUUACACAAAUUUCAAGAUUGGAAAAAAUCUUACCUCAUUUUACGUCCACAUGACACUGCAUUUUUACUUGUUUACAGAGAAGCACCCAGUCACAUCGGGGCCGUCUUUCAAGGAAUGGUGUGUGACAAGGACUACGGGGGAGGCAUUGCCCUGCACCCCAGAAGCAUGAGUCUGGACUCAUUUGCAGUUAUUUUAGUUCAGUUACUGAGCCUGAGCAUGGGAGUCCCUUACGAUGAUCCUAACCAAUGCCACUGCCCGGGAGCUGUCUGCAUCAUGAACCCAGAAGCAAUUCAUGCCGGUGGUGUGAAGAUCUUUAGUAACUGCAGCAUGGAAGAUUUUGCACAUUUCAUGUCCAAGCAAUUAUCUCAGUGUCUUCAGAAUCAGCCACAAUUGCAAAUGGCUUAUCAGUCGAGUACUUGCGGCAAUGGGAAAGUGGAUAGAGGGGAAGCCUGCGACUGCGGAACAGUGGAGGAAUGUGAUAAGAAGCCACCUCUCUGCUGUGACCCUACCACGUGUCAACUGAAAGCUACUUCAAAAUGUUCCGCAGGGGACUGUUGUGAGAAUUGUGAGUUCAAAAGUAAAGGAGCAGUAUGCCGGGCUUCCCGUGAUGAGUGUGAUCUCCCUGACUUGUGCAACGGGUCCUCUCCAACAUGUGGAGAAGACCUCUUCAUUCUUAACGGGCACCCAUGUGAGGACAGUAAAUGGAUCUGCAUGAAUGGGAGGUGUCUGACUGGGAAGGGGCAGUGUCAAGAAGCAUUUGGUGAAGGUGUAAACUUUGGUGCAAGUGAUUGUUAUGAGCAACUUAAUUCUAGGAAUGAUAUUUCUGGAAACUGUGGUAUAAGCAGAGACGGGAGUUACACACCAUGUGCACCUAGCAAUCGGAAGUGUGGAAAAUUAAUAUGUACAUAUUUUAAGGGUGAAAUAAACAGAAACAAGUUUGCCACUACUAUUUAUGCCAACAUAAGUGGAUACAUCUGUGUUGCUCUGGAAUAUCCUCUGAAUCAUAAGGAUAGUAACAAGAUGUGGGUAAAAGAUGGAACUGUUUGUGAUACAAAAAAGGUUUGUAGGAAUAAGGAAUGUGUAGCUGAUUCAUAUUUGGGUUAUGACUGCACACCAGCAACUUGCAACAGAAAUGGUGUAUGCAAUAACAAAAAGGUAUGUCAUUGCAAUCCCGGAUUUUUACCUCCAGACUGCAACACCAGAGCCUCUCCUUUGGUUGGUGCACGAUUUGAACCUGAAAGGCAUUACAUCGAGGGUGCUUACCCGACCAAGCUGAAAAAGUGGCCAUUUUUCUUGAUCAUUCCUUUUUUCAUUAUUUUCUCUGUACUGAUUGCUAUAGUGGUAAAAGUCUAUUUCCAAAGGAAGAAAUGGAGAACGGAAGACUAUAUAAGUGAUGAGGAUCUUCAAAGUGAGAGCGAACACAAAGAUUCCAAAGAGAAGUCUGGGUAGCAAGGAUUCUGUGAUGUCACACAUUUAUCUUCAAUGGACAGAAAAACGUGGAAAAGAAAAAAUAAGCACUACCCGAUUUCCUGGAAAUCAAACCUGCAUA